Molecule: messenger RNA, 1815 nt
Organism: Haliotis rubra (blacklip abalone)
Lineage: Eukaryota; Metazoa; Mollusca; Gastropoda; Lepetellida; Haliotidae
Source: RefSeq, a predicted model, not a curated record
ACUGUUACAGCCUGUUUUGCAUGUUGUUAUUGCCACAAAGUGUACAAGAUUCUUGGACCAUUCCGGAAGCACUUGGAAAAGCAACAUGACUAUGUUUUCUUUGCCAGAAGUGAACAGAAGAGUAAAAAACUGAUCAUCUGGCUUUACAUUGGUAAUCUUUUAUGAAGGCUGCGCUUCUGCUACAGGAUUCACAAGAUGCCUACAAGAUGGGAGAUGGAAACAGACUGAUGCAGAAUGCCAAGUUCCAAAUGCUGUUGUCAGACACUGCCCAUCACACAAACUACAAGAUAUGGCUGUUCAGGUAUAUGGCAUAUUAUUUCUCACUGUUAAGCCCAAGAUUGGCUGAGGAAUACAAGUGGAAUUGUACAGCCAAUACUCAAGGGGGAAUAGGGAACAAUAUUCCCAAUGACAAUUUGGUGGAAGUUCUUGUAAAGAAAGUAAAGAAGAUUUGUGUACAUAAAGCAAACGCGACUUAUGCAACAGCCAGAACCGCAGCACUAACUACACAAAUUCAGGAUGAAAUAUGCACCAUCAUUGAACACGAGGCAGGGGCCUGGAACAAGAAGGGUUCACGAUCCAAGAAACCAAAUGUGCUGAUCAACAUACCUCUGAUUGUGCAGAAACUACAAAAGGCUGACAUUUUCUCAUACAUUCCUGGAAGGUCAUAUGCUGGAUUUCCCAAUUUUCAAGAUCUCUUUGCCAGAGUCAAUGUCUUGAGCCUACACAAAUGGAUAACAGACCAGAAAAAUAGACUUUCCUUGGAAAUUAUAUGAGUCAUUCUUAUCACUUUUUUUUCAGUUUUCAGAAAAUACAAGUGAUAUUUCUUUUUUCAGUUUGGCCUCUGUGUUGGAGAGGUUACAGAGACAAUGAAAACUUACUGAAAAUGUCAAAUGAAAAGGGAUGCACUGCUGCAUUGUUGCCCCGCCUCAAAGUGGAAGGCGUAUAUAGGAAUGAGUGGAUUAGGAUCAUACCUCAUAACUGGUUGAAGAUAUUCCUUUGAAAUGUGUAUGAAGGAACUGGUGAACCAAACCUUGUCCUAUUGAAAAUUCCAAAAAUCAAAUUGUUAAUGAUGCAACUACAACUUUUUCUGUUUAUAAUGUUGAGAAGUGCUUCGAAAAUUAUAAGGUGGGGAAUAUCAAUAUUUCAAGACUGUAUUUUCAUGUCAUCAAAGUACUGUUACAAUUGUGUUUUGUACACACUCAUUUGUGGUAAAUGUAAACAUUCAAUAAUGGUGAAAAAGUAAACGAAGGAUGACAAACUCUUACCAUUUUUUUUCUGACAUAUCAACUGCCAACUUCCCUGGAUGUAAUGUCGACUGUACAUGACAUAUUGUUAAAUAGGUAUGAAAAACUUCAAUCACAUCACAAAAAUAUCAUGGUUUUGAUACAGAGCAACUAAUAUAAUUGCAAACAAGCAUUCAAGUUAUUACCAGGUACUUUUAAUGAGAUUAAGCACUGACUCCAAUGUGAAGUCAGUCUGAAUCAUCUGAAUCACUUGAACUUUGUUCACUUGAAAUAUCCAUAAUCAUCUAACACUUCAUUUCGUAUUUUGCUGAUUUCUCUUGCACAGUUGUUGGACCAAAUGGGAAGUUCUUUGAUGAUGUCAUCGAUGGACACAAGGUGUUCAGAUUUGUCCACGACUGCGCUGAUGACAUCCUCAUUGAUUCCAAACACAAUAUCUGGGUUCACUAUUGUGCAUGUUGAAAACAAUUUGAACAUGUAAGAGUGUAGUUUAUGUCUCAGUAACUCUAGCUGAUCAUCCUUCACUUCUCUCUGACAUGUGUCCGAUAUAUCAUCCUCUUGAGUGUCAUAUGCA